AUGGGAAUCGACGGCACGGACUCGCUGGCGGAACAAUUCUUCAGUGUGCUGGAGGAGACGGGCGGCGAAGUGCGAGAUCGCAUAACGCAACUUGAAGCACGGCUGAAAGCAUUGAACUGGCGUCGGCACCCUCUGCACACGUUUUUGGAGCUGUUGUGUGAGCAUGUUGCUCUCACCUUCCAGCUCUACCACCAAGAUGGCCAAGGAACUGUCGAACAAAUGCUGGGCGAGACUUGCGUUGCCGUGGGCACGCACGCUUUCUGGCUUAAGAAUAUGUCUGGCGUGCGCACGACGGCAAGUCGCUGUCUGCGCGACCGCUCCACUGGCGUGGUCCUCGUGGACGAAGCCGACAUGUUGUCGCUGAGCCAGCUCGUGGGCGUGUUGUCUUCUGGCACGGAGAUGAUCGCUGCAUGGGACCCGGGCCAGCAAUUGCAGCCGUUGGACAUGAGACAUCGAGUCGCGCCAGGCGAACGGUGGCAUGCCGACAGCGACGCGCGUGAGCCCAGUGCUAUUCAGCUGCUCCAAGACCUCGCUGGUUUAAACAAAGCCAGCCACGUCGUUCGACUCCUUGAAACUCGUCGAUUCGGGGACGUUGUGUGCCGUUUGCUGUCACAGAUCAGCUUGGCCUACAGCGGCCUGCACUCCCACAGGGAUGCACCCGACACGACACUCGUGCUUUGGAGGGUUUCUGGCCAUGGAGACAGUGGCUUUGAGGCGUUCCGGAACGCUUCCGGGGCUGUAGCAAACGUAACCUUUUUCUGCAUGUGCGCGAACUUGGUGAAGCGUUUGAGCAGGAAUCAUGGCUGCGUCUUGGUGGUGGUGUGGUACGCCGUCCUGCGCCAGGCGUUAAACCAUUUUUUGCGCUUCGCUGGUGUCGAUCCCGCGCACUUCAGCAUCCGCACGGCGCGGCAGGCCAAAGGAGAAGAAUGCGCCGCCUGCGUGGUCUUGGCCUGUCGGCGUUUCAGCUGGCCGGACUUUGCUGGAUCGCUCAGUGACGCUGGCAAGCUGGCAGUGGCAGUUUCACGCGGCCGCGUGGAAACGCACAUCCUUCUGGAUGCGGCUUGCCAGUGGGCCAAUGUCAGCAUGUGGGAGAAUAUGUGGCGCUUCCCAGCCACGUCUGUCGUUGACUUGACACCUGAGGACGAGAACGAAGAGGAGAUCGACCUGUUCCGAUUCUGGAUGACAGCCACAUGGGGCGAUGAGUGCAGUUGCAGUGACUCUGAGGAGGCUGCGGACGAUGACCAGGCUAGCACAUGUGCCAGUUUUUUUGCAUCGGCCUCAGCUGUUUCCAGGCAUCUUCCCGAUCAGCUCCCCGAUCGUCAGAUUCGCUCCAGCCAACCUCCCAUGUAUGCUGUGCCAGAGGACACUGACCUUCGAGAGAUUUGGCCAAGGUGGCGGGCUUUCCUGGUGCCCUGCAUUACCGUCGUUGCUGGCUACAAGGACAAAGAACCGGAAACAAACGCAGAUGGCGCGGAAGCCGAUGUGGAGGCUUUGCUGUCCUUGAAGUUCCUGGAGUGGCACACAGUGCCAGACCACCAACUCACGGCCCCAGGAGCCCUGCUUUUUCAGGUGAAAGGGCAGCUCCGUGACGAAGCAGCGUUUUGGGAGCUGAGAAUUUCACGGCAUAAGGCAGAGACCCAGACGGUCGCUGGCGUGAACUUCUUCUCGCAGAGGUGCCGCUCCUGGCGCCCGGAGUGGCAGCUCUGCAGCGAGGGCAAGGUCCGCGCUUUGGCCUACUGGGGCAUGGGCACGCGUGGCCAGCACCCGUGGCUCUGGUCCAUGGUGGUUACGGUCAAGUCCUUGGAGCUCGCCCGCGCUGUGUUGCGCGUGGCCGAUGUGCCUCUGACGAAGAUCCUCGGCUGA
Molecule: messenger RNA, 1863 nt
Organism: Symbiodinium natans
Lineage: Eukaryota; Dinophyceae; Suessiales; Symbiodiniaceae
Source: the annotation of a GenBank genome assembly